AUGCCGCUUGGCAUUGUAAAUUUGGGUACUGAUGAUCACUCUAGGAUUAAAUGCUGCAAUCAAGUUUACGAAAAUUCCAGUUCUGUUCCAUCUAUUUUACUUCAAGUAUUUCUCUUUAACACUUCGAAUUUCUUGUUAUGCUGUAGUGUUCGCGUAUCCAAUGAACUGGGAGCUGGUCAUUCAAAAACUGCAAAAUUCUCAGUAGAAGUUGCUGUAAUUAUAUCAACUCUAAUUGGAGUUGUAUUUGUAGUUGCUGUAAUUUCUACCAAGAACCAUUACCCAAGAUUGUUUUCUGGUAAACCAGAAGCCAUACAUGAGAUAUCCAAGUUGGCAUACUUCUUGGCUGCUACCAUCUUCCUAAUGAGAAUCCAACCGAUACUUCAUGGGGUAGCAGUUGGAGCUGGAUGGCAAUAUUCAGUUGUGAUUGUAAACAUCGUUUGCUACUAUAUAGUUGGCCUUCCAUUGGGUGCCUGCCUUGGUUACAUUGCCAAUAUUGGUGUUAAGGGAAUUUGGAUUGGAAUGCUCUGUGGGUACCUUGCUUCAAAUAGUAGUUUUGACAUUCAAAAUUUAAUUCAUGCUGAAGAGCGGAUCAGGACAUAUGACGACCAAUCUUCUCAAGAUGAAAUUGAGCAAUUUGGUUCACGUACUACCUCACCUCUGUCAGUGGUAACAUGA
Molecule: messenger RNA, 675 nt
Organism: Capsicum annuum
Lineage: Eukaryota; Viridiplantae; Streptophyta; Magnoliopsida; Solanales; Solanaceae
Product: protein DETOXIFICATION 30-like
Exons: 4
Coding region: 1-675 (224 amino acids)
Biological process (GO): transmembrane transport
Cellular component (GO): membrane
Molecular function (GO): antiporter activity; xenobiotic transmembrane transporter activity
Source: RefSeq, a predicted model, not a curated record